UGGCUGCCAGCAUGGGGAGAGGAUGUGGUGCCGAGAACGGAGGGAAGAGGAAGAAGAAGGAUCGGGAUUUGGACGAGCUGAAGAAGGAAGUGUCCUUUGACGACCACAAAAUCUCUCUGGACGAUCUGGGGACACGCUAUGGAGUGGAGCUCACACGGGGCCUGACCCACGCCAAAGCCGCGGAGUAUCUGGCCAGGGACGGCCCCAACUCCCUGACCCCGCCGCCCACCACCCCCGAGUGGGUCAAGUUCUGCCGUCAGCUGUUCGGAGGCUUCUCCGUGCUGCUCUGGAUCGGUGCCAUCCUCUGCUUCCUGGCUUACAGCAUCCAGGUGGCCACCGAGGACGAGCCGGUCCACGACAACCUGUAUCUGGGCGUGGUGCUGUCGGCCGUGGUGAUCAUCACCGGCUGCUUCUCCUACUUCCAAGAGGCCAAGAGCUCCCGCAUCAUGGACUCCUUCAAGAAGAUGGUGCCUCAGCAAGCGCUGGUGAUCCGGGAGGGGGAGAAGAUGCAGAUCAAUGCUGAGCUUGUGGUGCAGGGAGAUCUGGUGGAGAUCAAAGGGGGCGACCGCAUCCCAGCUGACCUCCGGGUGAUCUCCUCCAGCGGAUGCAAGGUGGACAACUCCUCUCUGACGGGGGAGUCGGAGCCCCAGACUCGCUCCCCGGAGUUAACCAACGACAAUCCUCUGGAGACCCGCAACGUCUGCUUCUACUCCACCAACUGUGUCGAGGGUACCGCCCAGGGCAUCGUGAUCGGCACCGGGGAUCGAACGGUGAUGGGGCGCAUCGCCACGCUGGCGUCGGAGCUGGAGGUCCGCCAGACGCCCAUCAACAUCGAGAUCGAACACUUCAUCCACCUGAUCACGGGCGUGGCCGUCUUCCUGGGCGUGAGCUUCUUCAUCCUGUCCCUCAUCCUGGGCUACAGCUGGCUGGAGGCCGUCAUCUUCCUCAUCGGCAUCAUCGUGGCCAACGUGCCUGAAGGCCUGCUGGCCACCGUCACUGUGUGUCUGACUCUCACUGCCAAGCGAAUGGCCAAGAAGAAUUGCCUGGUGAAGAACCUGGAGGCCGUGGAGACGCUCGGCUCCACCUCCACCAUCUGCUCCGACAAGACGGGCACGCUGACCCAGAACCGCAUGACCGUGUCCCACAUGUGGUUCGACAACCAGAUCCACGAGGCCGACACCACCGAGGACCAGACGGGUUUGGGUUUUGACAAGAGCUCUGCUACUUGGACGGCUCUGUCUCGUGUGGCCGGCCUGUGCAACAGAGCGGAUUUCAAAGCCGCACAGGAGCACCUUCCUCUCCAGAUGAGGGAGACCGCGGGGGACGCGUCGGAGUCGGCUCUGCUGAAGUGCAUCGAGGUCUGCUGCGGGAGUGUUCGUGACAUGAGAGCCAGGAACCACAAAGUGGCAGAGAUCCCCUUCAACUCCACCAACAAGUACCAGCUCUCGGUCCAUGAAGUGGAGGACAAUCCCUCCGGUCAUAUUCUGGUCAUGAAGGGAGCGCCGGAGAGAAUCUUGGACAGGUGUUCUUCUCUGAUCCUAGAAGGAACUCACCCGUCCUGUCACUGGCGCCUGGCUGGUCAGAGCGAGGGGCUUCCUGGGAAGGUGUACGAGUUUGUUGAAGCCCGUCACUGA
This is a messenger RNA of Pleuronectes platessa (European plaice), 1634 nucleotides long. RefSeq names its product ATPase Na+/K+ transporting subunit alpha 2a (gene atp1a2a). Bases 12 to 1634 code for a protein of 540 amino acids. The record is from RefSeq and is a predicted model, not a curated record. Lineage: Eukaryota; Metazoa; Chordata; Actinopteri; Pleuronectiformes; Pleuronectidae. The transcript has 14 exons. Gene Ontology annotation, biological process: intracellular potassium ion homeostasis; sodium ion export across plasma membrane; potassium ion import across plasma membrane. Gene Ontology annotation, molecular function: ATP hydrolysis activity; P-type sodium:potassium-exchanging transporter activity; ATP binding. Gene Ontology annotation, cellular component: membrane.